This is a messenger RNA of Dracunculus medinensis (Guinea worm), 468 nucleotides long. Lineage: Eukaryota; Metazoa; Nematoda; Chromadorea; Rhabditida; Dracunculidae. The record is from the annotation of a GenBank genome assembly.
AUGAAUUUUCAGGUGAGUUUUAAUUGUAACAAAUUUCAAACUCGAGAUUCAUGUGGAGAAAAUGCGAUUGGUCAGGCGCAUGCAGCUUGUCUCUCUUGCCCGAAUCCAGGUCGAUGCAAAAUAGUUCCAUGCCAAUUUCAUUGCGUUUGUCGAGAUGGAUAUAUUUUCAGUGAAAAUAAUAAUUCAUGCGUUAAAGCAAUAUCGACAACCGAUUUAGCAAUGUCGUCAUUUGAGUCUUCGAGCGAGAAUUUCGUCAAUGGAACUUCGUCGGAUAAUACUGAAUGCGGCAAAAAUAUGGAAUAUGACGAAAUUUCGACAUUUUGCCAUCUUCCUUUCAUUAGGAUAAUUUAUAACUUUCUUAAAACCAACGGUUGUAAACCGAUUUGUGUUUGCAAAAAAGGAUAUACAAAAAAUGACGAACGAUCGUGCAAAUUGAUACGUACACAUCCUUUUGCUAAGAAUAAAUAA